Molecule: messenger RNA, 1704 nt
Organism: Babesia sp. Xinjiang
Lineage: Eukaryota; Apicomplexa; Aconoidasida; Piroplasmida; Babesiidae
Gene: kpna5
Product: Importin subunit alpha-6
Exons: 2
Coding region: 1-1704 (567 amino acids)
Biological process (GO): NLS-bearing protein import into nucleus
Cellular component (GO): nucleus
Molecular function (GO): nuclear import signal receptor activity
Source: RefSeq, a predicted model, not a curated record
AUGGCGAGUGACGGACGGGAUUCAGCCACGGCACCUAUGAGACCAGGAGAUGAAAGAAACCUCGACACUAAUGAUUCGGAUAUCUCGGAACUGUUGCCACGACUAGAGAAAUCUUGUCAAGUGCGCGAUACGCUAUUCGAUGAGGUGUUACGGGGACUGCAAAAUGACGCGCAACUCAGACCAAAACUAAUGGCACUCGAAGUGCUGCGUCGGUCAAUAUACGCGCAUUACGCAGAAGGUGAGUAUCAAGAUGACGUUGGAAAGAUUCUAACCAAGGAAGACACCGAUCGCUUGAUUGCUCCACAAGACAUUGAGCGAUACAUAAUUAAACCGCUUAUUACUGGAGCAUUUAACGCAAACAAUGCUAUCAGAUGCGAAUGUGCUAAGGUAAUACACGCAGUGACAGCUUGCCUUCCAAUGAAAGAGUAUAAAUCGAUUCUCACUGCAGAAACUUUUCGAGGAGUUCUCCUACUAAUGGAGUAUGUAUGCGGCAACCGCAAUAAAAGCAAACUUGAGAGGGAAAUGUGGAAUGCUUCGGUUUACACGAUCAGAAAUCUGGUUACAUUCGUUGAUAUUUCCAGCGAAGCUAUAGGACAAGCUCUUACGUGUGUAUGCCGCAAACACGAUGCGGCAUCGGUAGACUUCUGCCAAGCUGUACUAUUGUGUCACUUGUUCCCGAAACUUGAGGAAAACGGACUUAUCAACAUGUACACGUAUGCACCGGGAAGCAUGGCCUACACAACUAGAGUCAUCAUUAAAUACUUGGUAGAGUUGCUUGCCAAUGCCCAAGACUACGAAGUGCUCUCCAAAGUAUGCGACACAUUCGUAGCUGUCUGCGAAUACAGCUUCGGCGUAGACCUGAUCCUGGAAGCAAACUGUCUGCCACAUAUCAUGAGGUUAGCGCUCUUAGUAGCGUUCAGUUACGAACGUGCUCUUGCCGCAAUGAAUGACAUAUACGACUACGCAGCUGGAGCACGACUUAGGGAAGCAAUCACACCGCAAAUGCACCAUAUCAGCUUCGAAGCAUUAACUGUUAUCAGCAAAAUCGCGUUCACGGCCCAUAGGAGACAAAUUAUGGCGCUGCUGGAAAUCGGAACGGCAGGUGUAAUGGUGAAGAUGCUCAAUUGCCCAGCAUCGUCUUCUUUGGUCAAAACCAGAGCAUCAAAUGUACUUGGGAACAUAGGUUGCGAAACUGAAGCCGAGGUGCAAAUAAUAGUCAACUCGGACGCGAUGCCAGCAUUGGUCCGCACUUUCCAGAAAGCACUAGAGGAAAAUGAGAAAAUCGAAGCGGCAUAUGCAAUAUGUGCCUGCGCUGCGAAAGCCAAUAGAAGACAAGUCGGAUAUAUAGUUUCAUGCACUUCCAGAUAUAACUCGUAUGGGAGCAAUAAUUGUAUGGCGCUAGUAUGCGACAUGAUGGAUUUGAUAUGCAAGAGCGAUCCUUGUACUGAAGGAAACGUCAGGCUAUGCCGAGUAGUAUUAAACGCACUCGAGAAUAUCCUGGUAAUUGGUAUUGCGGAAGCAAAGGACCACAGGCUCUUGGAAAAUCCAUACGGAAGGCUGUUCCUCGAACACGGAGGAGCUACAAAACUUGCAAAAAUGGCGACCUUCCCAGACUUCGAAAUAGCGAAAAGAGCUGUAUUCAUUAGCCAGAUGUUUUUCAACUUUCCAACUGUCUGGGCUCACACCAACUGCGAUUGCAGAUAA